Molecule: messenger RNA, 3711 nt
Organism: Mus caroli (Ryukyu mouse)
Lineage: Eukaryota; Metazoa; Chordata; Mammalia; Rodentia; Muridae
Source: RefSeq, a predicted model, not a curated record
AAGGACUGACCUGGAAGCCCUUGGGCAAUGAGUCAGCAAAUUUUGUCUUCUGCUUCUUUUCUCUUGUAUGCUUUUAUUUGCUUUGUUAUUUGAGUAGGAGAAAAAAAUCAUUAAUUGUCAAAAUUCUCCAACACUUGCUCCAGUUGGAUCUAUAGACAAUCCUUCCGACUGUAUCUGGCUUUUUCCGACUUUGAAUUGUAUUGGGCUCUAUUCUUGAUGUCUGUGAUGACCAGCCUCUGGUUCCUGGUCAUGAACACAGUGGAAGGCAUGGGUUUCCUCUUAUGCUGUGGGCCUCAAGUUGAACCAGUCACUGGUUGGCCACUUCACAAGUUCUACAUCAUCAUUACCCCAGCACAACUUGGAGGCAGCACAUAUUGGAGGCUCCUAACCACUUACAAGAAUACUGAGGUCCCAGCUUAUGUCCUUACACUUGUGAAGCAAACACUUCAGCUCAGCUCUACCAUCUACCGAGAUUUUGUAACUCAGCUGCUUGCCUGAUUUUCCCACAGAUCCUGUGUCUAUCUUCCUGAAGAUAAGAUGGCAUCUUUCAUUUCAGAUUUUGGCCUUAUGUGGUACUUGAAAGAACUAAAUAAGAAGGAGUUCAUCAAGUUUAAGGAAUUUCUCAUACAGGAGAUUCUAAAAUUGAAGCUGAAACAGAUUUCUUGGACCAAAGUGAAGAAGGCAUCUAGGGAAGAUCUUGCCAACUUACUUUUGAAAUGUUAUGAGGAGAAUCAGGCCUGGGAUAUGACCUUCAACAUCCUCCAGAAGAUCAAUAGGAAAGAUCUCACUGAGAGGGCAACAGAAGAGAUUGCUGAUUCUUCCCCUCUUGGACUCACUGACUCAGGAAACCCAAAGUUAUAUCGAGAUCAUCUGAAGAAAAAGCUGACCCAUGAUUGCUCCAAAAAAUUUAACGUCCGUAUUCAAGAUUUCAUUAAAGAGACUUUCAUUCAGAAUGACUAUGACACUUUUGAGAACCUUCUCAUAUCAAAGGGAACUGAAAAGAAGCCACACAUGGUGUUCCUGCAAGGCAUGGCUGGAAUUGGCAAGACAAUGAUGUUGAAAAAUUUAAUGCUGGCCUGGUCAAAAGGCCUGGUGUUUCAAAACAAAUUCUCUUACACUUUCUACUUCUGCUGUCAAGAUAUGAAGCAGUUGAAGACAGCCAGCCUUGCUGAACUUAUCUCCAGAGAGUGGCCCAGCCCCUCAGCUCCUAUAGAGGAGAUCCUAUCCCAACCUGAGAAACUCUUAUUUAUCAUUGACAGCUUGGAAGGGAUGGAAUGUGAUUUAACCAAACAGGAAUCAGAGCUGUGUGAUAACUGCAUGAAGAAGCAGCCAGUGAGUAUACUGCUGAGCAGUUUGCUCACGAGGAAGAUGCUCCCUGAAUCCUCUUUCCUCCUCUCCACUACCCCAGAGACUUUUGAGAAAAUGGAGGACAGGAUUCUGUGCACAGAUGUGAAAACAGCAACUGCAUUCGAUGAGAGAAGUAUUAAGAUAUAUUUCCACAGAUUGUUCCAAGAUAAGAUCAGAGCCCAAGAGGCCUUCAGUUUGGUGAGAGAAAACGAGCAGCUGUUUAGCAUAUGUCAGGUCCCUCUGCUCUGCUGGAUGGUGGCUACUUGUCUAAAAAAAGAGAUAGAGAAGGGAAGAGACCCAGUCUCUGUCUGCCGACAUAUCACUUCCCUGUAUACCACUCACAUCUUGAAUUUGUUCAUUCCCCAAAGUGCCCAAUAUCCAAGUAAGAAAAUCCAAGAGCAGCUGCAGGGCUUGUGUUCUCUGGCCGCUGAGGGCAUGUGGACUGACACAUUUGUGUUUGGUGAGGAGGCUCUCAGGAGAAAUGGGAUCUUGGACUCUGACAUCCCCACACUUUUGGACAUUGGAAUGCUUGGAAAGAUCAGAGAAUUUGAAAAUUCUUACAUAUUCCUCCACCCAUCUGUUCAGGAGGUCUGUGCUGCCAUCUUUUAUCUGCUAAAGAGCCAUGUGGACCACCCUAGCCAGGAUGUUAAAAGUAUAGAGACUGUCUUGUUUAUGUUUUUAAAGAAAGUAAAAACACAAUGGAUAUUUUUGGGCUGUUUCAUCUUUGGUCUUUUACAGAAAUCAGAACAAGAAAAGCUUGUGGUGUUUUUUGGCCGCAGGUUGUCUCAGAAAAUACAGCAUAAGUUAUAUCAGUGCCUGGAAACCAUAAGUGGCAAUGCAGAGCUUCAAGAACAAAUAGAUGGCAUGAAAUUGUUUUCCUGUCUGUCUGAGAUAGAAGAUGAAGCCUUCCUAGUGAAAGUAAUGAGUUAUAUGCAACAGAUUAACUUUGUGGCUAAGAAUUAUUCUGAUUUAAUUCUUGCUGCCUAUUGCUUGAAACACUGUUCUACACUGAAGAAACUAUCCUUUUCAACCCAAAAUGUCCUGAAUGAAAAAGGAGGCCAGAGGUGUAUGAAAAAGCUACUCAUCUGUUGGAAUGAUAUGUGCUCUGUAUUUGUAAGGAGUAAAGACAUCCAGGUACUCCAAAUAAAAGACACUAGUUUCAGUGAGCCAGCCAUUCGAGUCUUGUAUGAAUCUCUGAAGUACCCCAGCUUCACCCUUAACAAACUUGUGGCAAAUAAUGUGCACUUCUUUGGUGAUAACCACAUGUUCUUUGAGUUGAUUCAGAACUGCAGUUUGCAAUAUUUGGACCUCGGCUGCUCAUUUCUGACUCACAGUGAGGUGAAACUGUUGUGUGAUAUCUUGAACCAGGCAGAGUGCAACAUAGAAAAACUUGUGGUAUCACACUGUAAACUUUCACCUGAUGACUGCAAGAUCUUUGGCUCCGUCCUGAUGAGCAGCAAGACAUUGAAGGUUCUUAAUUUGGCAUACAACAAUUUGAACCAAGGAAUAUCCUUACUGUGCAAGGCUUUGUGCCACCCAGACUGCAUUCUGGAGUACUUAGUGUUGGCCAACUGUUCCCUCAGUGAGCAAUGUUGGGACUACCUUUCUGAAGUUCUUAGGCAGAACAAAACUCUGAGCCAUCUAGACAUCAGCUCCAAUGACCUGAAGGAUAAAGGACUGAAGAUUCUCUGUAGGGCUCUGACUCUCCCAUACUGCGCCCUGAAGUCACUAUAUUUGAACAAUUGUCAAAUCACCGCAAGGGGCUGCCAGGACCUGGCUAAAGUCCUGAGGAACAAUCAGAACCUGAAGUGCUUACACAUUUCAAACAAUAAGCUAAAAGACACUGGUAUGAUGCUGCUGUGUAAGGCUAUAAAACAUCCCAACUGCCACUUAGAGGAUCUACGAUUGGAAGCCUGUGAGAUAACUGGUGCCAGUAAUGAGGACCUUCGUUAUGCUUUUAUGCAGUGUGAGACCUUGCAGAUGAUCAACCUAAUGGGGAAUGCCUUUGAAAUUGUGGAUUACUGACUUUGAUAAUGAAUUCCAGGCAAUUUUGCUUUCUGAGAAAUGGAAAAAAAAUCACUUCUUGACCAUCAGAAGCAGUGUAGAAGCAGAUGCAGAAAACAAGGAUGGAAAUUCUGAUGCAAGAACCAUGGGUGAACAGUCCAAUGAGAUAUGGUUCUUUAUACCUUAUUCAGAUGUGUUUUGCAAGAGAGAUGUGGCUUUUUGUUUGCACUAUAGUUUCAGAGAGGUCAUUCAAAGAUAUUCAUGCUAAAAUGACUACAUUAUAAUGACUUCUUUCCCUACACAAGUUUCUUAACACUCAAUAAAAUGUUAAGUAUCUUUAAAUAAUGCUUUAGAAUCUCU